This is a messenger RNA of Penaeus monodon (black tiger shrimp), 1897 nucleotides long. RefSeq names its product probable sodium/potassium/calcium exchanger CG1090. The record is from RefSeq and is a predicted model, not a curated record. Gene Ontology annotation, molecular function: calcium, potassium:sodium antiporter activity; calcium channel activity. NCBI's taxonomy places the organism in Eukaryota, Metazoa, Arthropoda, Malacostraca, Decapoda, Penaeidae. The transcript is spliced from 11 exons. Gene Ontology annotation, biological process: calcium ion transmembrane transport; intracellular calcium ion homeostasis. Gene Ontology annotation, cellular component: membrane. Bases 19 to 1743 code for a protein of 574 amino acids.
UCUCCCCCCUUUUACAGAAUGGGUCUCGCGGCCAGGUUAGGAAUAAGGACAAGGCAAGCUAGACUACGACCUCUGCUGCUAGCUUUCGUGACCUAUCUUGGCCUCGUUACCCUCCUGACACACGGUCACACACUGCUCCAUCAGCCCUUGACAGCGCCUUCGGAGGAUGUGUCCGAAGCGAUGUCUUUGUCGUCGUCCUCGUCUUCGCGCCACCUCCUGCAGACGGACGUGUGGGGAGGGGAGAACUGCACCCAGCCGGCGAUUGAGCAGUUCCCACGGCCUCUCAUGUCCUCGGCAGCCAGGAAGAGCGGCGGCCUCAUCCUCCACAUCCUCAUCUCCUUCUACAUGUUCCUCGGCAUCGCCAUCGUAUGCGACGAGUACUUCGUGCCUUCGCUCGAGAUGAUCUGCGAUUGUUUGCAAAUGAGCGAGGACGUUGCCGGAGCGACCUUCAUGGCAGCGGGUUCUUCGGCUCCGGAGCUGGCCACGUCCGUCAUCGCCGUCUUCGUGGCCAAGGACGACAUCGGCAUUAGCGGGGUCAUCGGGUCAGCCGUAUUCAACAUCAUGUUCGUCAUCUCGGUGUGCGCCCUCUUCGCCGGCCAAGUUAUCGUUAUAAACUGGUGGCCGCUGAUAAGAGAUUCCACGUUCUACUGCAUCUCGAUCUGUGGUCUCUUAAUCACCAUUUACAACGAGAAAGUCAACUGGUACGAAUCCGUAUUCCUUCUCCUCCUCUACGUCCUGUACAUCGUCAUGAUGUUCUACAACAAGCGCCUGGAAACCUGGGCGAACACGCUGAACAUCCCCUUCAAGAACGCCACGAGAGAGGAGAAGUCGUCUCUCUUCGGAACCAAGCCCGUGCCUCCUGUUGGGGAAGACAUGAAAGCCGAGAGUGGACAAGAUUCCGAAAAUCCAGCGAUGGAUGGACAAGACGAUGUCGACGUGGAGCAGACCGUGCCUCUUUUACAGACAGCAGAAACGUCUUGUAACAAUGAAAGUCCUGGCGAUGGAGGGCCAUGGACCACUGUGAGUGAUGUCCCGAAGGAGGUGGAGGCGACGGAAGUGGAAUCUGCAGGAGUUAAAUCCAUGGCACCGGAAAUGAAGGAUGAAGACGUAUCCCCUUGGACGAUGCCUGUGGGGGUCGGAGAACGUGCAAGCUGGCUGGUGAAGCUGCCCUUGGUGGCCCUCCAUCACUUCACGACACCAGACUGCCGCCGAGAACGUUUUCGACGCUGGUACUUGGUUACGUUCAUCAUGAGCAUGUUGUGGAUCGCUGCUUAUUCCUACAUCAUGGUUUGGAUGAUAACCGUCAUUGGCUUCACCCUUGGUAUUCCCGACACCGUUAUGGGUCUGACUUUCAUCGCUGUCGGCGUGUCAGUUCCUGAUGCGCUCUCAUCUCUGUGCGUGGCCAAACAAGGUUUUGGUGAUAUGGCUGUGAGUAACGCCAUUGGCAGCAAUGUGUUCGAUAUUCUCCUGUGCUUAGGUCUUCCAUGGUUCCUAAAAACAGCCAUUGUUGACCCUGGUUCCAUUGUCCCAGUCGAAAGUAGAGGCCUCACUUACUCCACUGUCUCCCUCUUCUCCACUGUCGUGUUCCUCAUUGUUGCAACGCACAUGAAUGGGUGGAAGCUGGACAAGAAGUAUGGGAUUGUCCUCAUGUUUUGGUAUCUCAUCUUUAUGGUGUUUGCCAGCCUUUACGAACUCAAUGUUUUCGGAUACUUCAAUCCCCCAGAGUGUGAGAGCAGUUAUUAGGAGGUUGGGAAUGGUAUUAUGUGAUUUACAACAUUAUUGCAGGUGGAGGAGGAUUUUGUCCUUUCCUUUUUUAUCUUGUGUUGCACAGUGGUGGUCUAAAAAUUAAGAUAAGUUGUCAUAAUAAGUCGUGAAUACUAAAAUCCUCUUUUUCAGA